Messenger RNA from Neohortaea acidophila, 1129 nucleotides. RefSeq names its product Per1-like protein. Gene Ontology annotation, cellular component: endoplasmic reticulum membrane. The coding region runs from base 28 to 1044 and encodes 338 amino acids. Lineage: Eukaryota; Fungi; Ascomycota; Dothideomycetes; Mycosphaerellales; Teratosphaeriaceae. Gene Ontology annotation, biological process: GPI anchor biosynthetic process. Gene Ontology annotation, molecular function: hydrolase activity, acting on ester bonds. The record is from RefSeq and is a predicted model, not a curated record. The transcript is spliced from 4 exons.
AAAUCCCAUCAGACCAGACGAUGCGUGAUGUGGUUCGGUGACACUCGGAGGCAACGCUUCUGGGGCGUCGUCGCCUGCUUCCUUCUCCUCGUCGUACAGAAUGUCACGGCGAGCGUGGGCGACCGCUUGCCCGAGUUCCAGAGUUGCGUCUCCGACUGCAUAGCAUCAAACUGCGGCGCUGAUGGCCCGCGCAUUUCCCUUCAACACCGACUCCUCUUCUGGACCUGCCCCGCCGAAUGUGACUACGUCUGCCAGCACAUCAUCACCGAUGCCCGGGUGGCGCGCGAUCCGCAAAACCCCUCCUCCGUCGUCCAAUACCAUGGCAAAUGGCCCUUCUACCGCUUCCUCGGCAUGCAAGAGCCCGCCUCCGUCCUCUUCUCCCUCUUCAACUUCCUCGCCCAUGACAACGGCAUCCGCCAACUGAAAGAGCACAUCCCCUCCAGGUACCCGCUGCGGCGAUACUAUCUGAUGUUCGGCUACUUCGGCCUCAUGAGUUGGACCUUCAGCAUGAUCUUCCACACCCGAGACUUCAAUCUCACCGAAAAGCUGGACUAUUUCGGCGCCGGCGCGAGUGUGAUGUACGGCAUGUUCUUUGCGCCCAUCCGCAUCUUCCGCAUGGAUCAGCCUCGCCCGAGCUCGGCGGGCACCAACAAUGCCUCUGGCAGCAUUCUACGCCUGUGGACGUUCAUGUGCGCCUCGCUGUACCUGCUUCACGUCUUCUACCUCUCCUUCAUCACCUUUGACUACACCUACAACAUGGCUGCUAAUGUCGUGGUCGGCAUUGUGCAAAACGUGCUGUGGACGUGGUUCUCAAUCACGCGCUUUCGCAAGGUCGGCAAGCUGUGGGCCGCCUGGCCAGGUCUGAUUGUCGCCUGGAUCAUUCUGGCCAUGAGUCUGGAGCUGUUUGAUUUUGCUCCAUUCUGGGGGAUGGUGGAUGCACAUGCGCUGUGGCAUCUGGGGACUGUAGGGCCGACGAUUUGGUGGUACAACUUCUUGAUCAGGGACGCUCAGGAGGACAUGCAGUAUGCGAGAUUGAAGGCGUGAAGCGGACGAGGAAGGGCAGCUUGAUGUGUAUCUAAUCUAGUGCAUGCAAUAGUGAUAUGCAUAUCGGAACAAACUCCUACGCGUG